This is a messenger RNA of Pseudopodoces humilis (Tibetan ground-tit), 756 nucleotides long. It is a transcript of the gene PCBD1, whose product is annotated as pterin-4 alpha-carbinolamine dehydratase 1. Gene Ontology annotation, biological process: tetrahydrobiopterin biosynthetic process. Lineage: Eukaryota; Metazoa; Chordata; Aves; Passeriformes; Paridae. Gene Ontology annotation, molecular function: 4-alpha-hydroxytetrahydrobiopterin dehydratase activity. The record is from RefSeq and is a predicted model, not a curated record.
UCCCGGACGAGCCCCGGCUCCGGCGGGAUCCGGCACGGCGAGCAUCACCCCACCCGCAGCGGGGACGGAGGGCACGGAGAGCCGCGGGCCAUGGCAGGAAAAGCCCACAGGCUGAGCACGGAGGAGAGGGAGCAGCUGCUGCCAAACCUGCGAGCUGUGGGGUGGAACGAGGUGGAAGGCAGAGAUGCCAUCUUCAAAGAGUUCCACUUCAAGGACUUCAACCGGGCCUUUGGCUUCAUGACCAGAGUGGCUCUACAGGCAGAAAAACUGGAUCACCAUCCCGAAUGGUUCAAUGUGUACAAUAAGGUUCACAUCACCUUGAGCACCCACGACUGCGGAGGUUUAUCGGAGCGAGACAUCAACCUGGCCAGCUUCAUCGAGCAGGUGGCAGCUUCCCUCUCCUGACCAGGGAUCCACGCAGCCAAAAACCCUCUGUGCCGCCGAGUCCUGCCUAGAUGGCUGCACCCAAAAAGCAUUUUCCCACUUCCAAGCUAGAUCCUGGAUCCAGACAGCCCAGCACCUCGCCAGCCUCCCCAGCGCAGCUCAGAUGGAUGGAGGCACUUCUCAAGGUGCACGUAUCCAUCUCCAAUCUUGCAAAUUCCAUCUUUAAACCCUUUCUUAGCCAUGUGAUCCCACACCCACGUGCUGAGCCUCUUACCAGAAGUCAGUCAUAUCAUAAGAGUCAUGGGAUGGUUUGGGUUGGAAGGGAUCCUUAAAGAUCACCUCUCCUUCCACCCCCUGCCAUGGGCAGGGACA